Molecule: messenger RNA, 1011 nt
Organism: Acanthosepion pharaonis
Lineage: Eukaryota; Metazoa; Mollusca; Cephalopoda; Sepiida; Sepiidae
Source: the annotation of a GenBank genome assembly
AUGCUAAACGUAUGCAAUAUUUUUCUUCUAUCUAUCUAUCUAUCUAUCUAUCUAUCUAUCUAUCUAUCUAUCUAUCUUUCUCGCUCUCUCUCGCUUUUCCUCUCUCUCUCUCUCUCUCUCUCUCUCUCUCUAUGUGUCUCUCUUGAUCUCUACUGCUUUUCCUCUCUUUCUCUAUGUAUAUCUCUCUCCUUCAUCCUUUUGCUUUCUCUCUCUUUACCGCUUUUCUUCCCCGUCUCUCUCUCUCUCUCUCUCUUUAUUUCUCUUUUCUUUCUCCCUCUCACUUUUGCUCUCUCCAUAUAUGCGUUAAAAUGUACCUCUUUCUCCCUCUCUCUCUCUUUCUCGCUCUCUCUCUCUCUCUCUCUCUCUCUCUCUCUAUCUCUCUAUCUAUCUCUCACUCACACAUGCUCUAUAUUCAUUUUAUACAUCUUUACGUUUUCGUUUUUAUACUUCGUCUCUGUCUCUCGGUCUGUUUGCCUCUCGGUCUGUCUGCCUCUCUUUCUCUAUCUUUUUCUUUCUUUCUUUCUUUCUUUCUUUCUAUCUUUCUUUCUUUCUUUCUAUCUUUCCGUCUUGAUUUCCUAUAUUUUCUUUAUUUUUUCGUUUUUGUUCUGUACAUGUUUUCUCUCUCUCUCUCUCUCUCUCUCUCUCUCUCUCACACACACACACACAUACACACUCAUUUACUCUCUCUCUCUCUCUCUCUCUCUCUCUCUCUCCCCUUCUAUCUCGCUAUCUCAGUUUUUAUUUCUAUCUAACUUUCAUAAUUCUUGCUUUCUCUUUCUUCUACAUUUCAUGUAUUUCCUUUACUUUUUAUUCUUUUUUCUUGCUCUCUCUUUCUAUCUUCUCUCUCUCUCUUUCUCUCUCUCUCUCUCUCUAUCUAUCUAUCUAUCUAUCUAUCUAUUUAUUUCUCUUUAUCUGCCUACCUAUCUUAUUUUCUCUUUCACUUCAGAGAUUUUAUUUCCCUUUUCUUUCUAUUUUGGCUGGUCGUUAUUCUCUCACGUUUUCCUCUUUUAA